This is a messenger RNA of Lymnaea stagnalis (great pond snail), 3712 nucleotides long. Lineage: Eukaryota; Metazoa; Mollusca; Gastropoda; Lymnaeidae. The record is from the annotation of a GenBank genome assembly.
UCUUAUUAUAACCAGCGGUGUGCUAACUUUUUAAGAAGAACCAUAAUUACUUUAUGCCAUUACCAACACUCCUAAAAUCUUUCGUUGGUUCCAAGGUACACACUUCAGGCUGGCGACCGCCGGUGACCUGUGGUUCUACUUAAAAAUUGUAUAAAAGUCACAUCUUGUUCAUACACAACAUUUACACCAACAUUCAUAUCUUGAAACAGAUCAAGUCGUGUUAAUUAAAUACGUAUAUUUAAGCCAGUAACGGCUAAUUCUCAGCAAAUUCGUAAAUAAUUUGAAUUGAUUGACCAUGGCGAUCCACACAGUUUUUCUGGGCGUCAUUGUUGUAGCUGUGUGUUGGUUGCAUUUUGCCAGAGGUAAGUUUCUUACUCAAGAAGGGUAUGGGAGUAUAAUGGAAGUAAGGCUAGAUUAUACAUGUCUUAAAGCUUUGAUUAGUUCAAAUGAUUGUGUCUACUCAAAAACUAGAUAAAAUUAAAAGUAGGUUUGUUGCGGAUGCAUAGGGACAUAGUGUUCACUUUAUAUCAUAGGGACAUAGUGUUCACUUUAGAACAUAGGGACAUAGUGUUCACUUUAGAACAUAGGGACAUAGUGUUCACUUUAUAUCAUAGGGACAUAGUGUUCACUUUAUAUCAUAGGGACAUAGUGUUCACUUUAGAACAUAGGGACAUAGUGUUCACUUUAGAACAUAGGGACAUAGUGUUCACUUUAUAUCAUAGGGACAUAGUGUUCACUUUAGUACAUAGGGACAUAGUGUUCACUUUAGAACAUAGGGACAUAGUGUUCACUUUAGAACAUAGGGACAUAGUGUUCACUUAGAACAUAGGGACAUAGUGUUCACUUAGAACAUAGGGACAUAGUGUUCACUUUAGAACAUAGGGACAUAGUGUUCACUUUAGAACAUAGGGACAUAGUGUUCACUUUAUAUCGGAAGUAAAAUAUAAAAAAGUUAUUAAAAAAAAAACAAUAAUGCAUUUGGUUCUUAAUCAGUUAGCUACUUUUUUUUUUUACAAGCAAAAUUUAAUCAUUUGUGUAUCAGUUCAUGACACCACUCUCACUUCCAUUCGCUACUUUCCGUUCUUCUGCUUCUAAUAUUUGUUUUCGUUAGAGAAUAGUUCCCAAUGUUAAUCUUUUCUUUUUUUAAUCUUCCAUUAUUUUUUUUAGUUAUAGGUAGGAAAUGCAUAUUUAUCUAAUUUCAAUUUUUAAUUAUUUAAUUUUUUUCGUUCAUACUUAUGCAACUUACAAAAUGUAUAGUUUGUCUCAUCAUAAGUAAAUUUUCCAAUUUUUUUUUAAUGGACACGAUUAGUUUGUGUGCCAUUAAUCACAAAGGCUUGGCAUCGAUUCCCGGUAUUGAAAUAUCUGAUUUUAAAGUGGAAUACCUCUCUAUGUCAUACGAUUACUUUAAUAAUGAAUGAAACUGGCCAAAGCUAAAGGUUGUGGAAUAAUAUUUCUAUUUUCUGAAUCCCACGACCAGCAUCAUACCUGAGCUUGACGGCGGAACCAUCGGUCAUACAUCCAGUUAUAACAGCCAAGCUCCAGCUCAGGUGCUCGGUGAAAAACGGCACGGUCCUGACACACAUCUUACUACAAAACAAUUCAUCCUCCACACAAGAAGCUGACAUGACUCAAACCCCGAGCACCACUGACCGCUUUCUGGCCAUCGCUAUCAUGAAGGUCAACGAGAAGUCUGGAUCAACCGAGGCCGUCGCGAGCGUGACAGGUUGCGAGGUCCCGGUCAUCCAACAAGGGUUCGCCAACACAAUCAAAGCUGAGGGCAGUAGCGAGGGUUCGCAAGAGCCGGACGAGCUGGGUUAUCUGCUUCUAACGUGGGACCAUCCUUCAACCACGGACUCGGGUACCUUCAAGUGUGAAGCGAUAUUUCUCAACCCCCAGAGCUUCUCGCAGACCCUCAGGACUUCUCUAGAUGUUCCUGCUAACGAGCCUUCACUUUCAGAUCUCAUCACCUACAUUUCCGCCAACAGCAAAUACAUCGCGUCACUGGAGAAGCAAGUCCAGGAGUUGGCGAAGGAGAAUCAAGAGCUCUCAGCAGACGUUAAACAGCUUUCCAACAGGACUCUCGAGCAGAGGGUGCUGACAACAGAUAACAUCCAGACAGGCUCCGCUAGUUGCAAAAACCAAUAUAUUUACUUCCCGCAUGCCUUCAGAAACGAGCCAGUCAUCUUCACCUCUGUAUCCAGCCUCUCCUUUCAGAGAUUGGAUUAUUAUUCGCAAUCGUUUAGUAUCCAGGUUGAUGACGUAUCCAGCUAUGGAUUUUCGGUCAACUGCACGACACCGUCCUACUACACCACAGCAGGCUUUGACUGGUUGGGUAUUGGGAACUAAUCAGUUGACGACAAAAAGACAAGAUGAAAAUGAUUUUCUUUUCCUUGUUGAAAGAUACGAGGAGGUUUGAUUUAAAAAUAAAAUUGUGCUGUCUUUGUGUUGACAUUUUUUUCCCCAAAACAAUAUUAAAAAUAAAUCUUCAGUUUUUGUUCGUGUCCUCAAGGUUAUGACACAUGUGCCUGUCUUAGAUGGACGAAAGGUUUUUAAAACGGCCAAUUUUGCGAUGGUCAAUUCAACUUAUUAAUGAACUUGCACCUGGCUGUCUUAACUCUUUUUUAAAUGCAUGUGUUAAAUUUUUAGUUUCUUAAUUUCUUGGUAAUUUGUCAAUUACUUGUAUGGAUAAUGUAUGUAAGAAUAAAUAGGCAUAAAAAAUUGAAUUACUUUCGUAUCGCAGAGCGUCUGAAGCUGCAUUAUUUGAGAAUUCACUUGAACUGAAUAUUCAGAUUAACUUCAUCAUCGACGCCAGAGUAAAUGAGAAGACGAGUGACCUGAGUGACUGUAAUGAAAUAUUUCGCUUCAUAAAAAAGUGAGACAUAAACGUCAUCAUUUAGACUGGAAAUAGCUUACACUUUCAGCUGAUAUUAACCAGAGCUUUAUUGGUUUAAAUUCAAUUCAAAAGACGCUAGCAAUAAAAGUUAACCCCACUAUAACAUGGCCACUAAAACAUGCCAACUAUAGCAUGCCCACUAUAACAUGCCAACUAUAGCAUGCCCACUAUAACAUGCCUACUAUAACAUGCCUACUAUAGCAUGCCAACUAAAACAUGCCAACUAUAAAAUGGCCAAUUUAACAUGUCCACUAUACCAUCCCCACUAUAAAAUUUCCACUAUAACAUGCCCACCAGAACAUCCCCACCACAACAUGCCCACCACAACAUGCCCACUAUAACAUGUCAACUAUAACAUGGCCCCUUUAACAUGUCCACUCUACCAUCCCCACUAUAAAAUUUCAACUAUAACAUGCCCACCAGAACAUCCCCACCACAACAUGCCCACCAUAACAUGCCCACUAUAACAUGUCAACUAUAACAUGGCCACUUUAACAUGUCCACUAUACCAUCCCCACUAUAACAUGUCCACUAUAACAUGCCCACUAUAACAUGUCCACUAUACCAUCCCCACUCUAACAUGCCCACUCUAACAUGCCCACUCUAACAUGCCCACUCUAACAUGCCCACUCUAACAUGCCCACUCUAACAUGCCCCGGCGUUAUGCAACUACUGACAUUACGUAACCCCUCGUUACUUCGGUAACUUUGUAUUUUUAUUUGCUGUACAUUUGUUUCCCCUUCGCAGUAAGUGAACAAAAUAAUAAAACUAUUAACUAUUAAAACAUACUCGUAAAUUUAAUAAACUUCUCGUAAAAAA